AUGAAUUUACAAACUGAGCCUGUAGAACCUCCUUUGAGGGUUUUGGUUGUGAACCCUCUGUCGUCCGGAUCAAAGCUGGCGGUUACGGAAAUAUUACUCGGAACUGUCUUUGGAACUGAUCGCUACAUUGAUCUAAUCCUUUUGGUAUAUUCAAAUGAAAUACCUCUGGCUGAAGAAUUCAAAAUAGAGUUGAGAGCAUGUGCUUUUUCCAAUUGUAAUUCUAUUCAAGUGUCAUCUGAUUUGCCCAGUCUUUCAGAUGCCGACGUUUUCACAUUUAUCACCAACUUUCCCAAUCCGAAUAGAAUUGAUUUUACUAAUAUAGAAAGAGAGGAAUACUUCGAUACAUUGUACCUUAUUUUAAAAAUUGCAUAUAAUCUAACCACUCAGUUACCAGUAAAAGAGUUGGUUGAACAUAAGAAGAAAAUAACUGAAAAGAAAACGCAUAAACCAAUAAUUGUUGCUGAUGGCUUGGUUACGUUACAUAUUUUAAGUGCGAUAUGUAAAGACCUUCCCCCUGAUAUAGUUUUUUGUCCUUCUCCUGUGCCUGUUGCUGCUAUAUUUGUUUUAGCCGAUUAUCUGAAGGUUGAAACUCGUAAAUUUAAUCAUGUAUACGCAUGGGCCGCAGACGAUGAAGUGUUCCAUUUUGAAAUAGAAAAGCCUUUAAUAUUAGACGAUACGAUGGAAGUUACAGGUAAAUGUGGAAAGGAAUUAGUUGGAAAUGAAAUGCUGGAAACAUUUAACUUUGAUUAUUUACAACUGAACGAUGCGUGGCUCAAAACGGAAUUAGUUGAAAAAGUAACUUCAUUUUUGGAAAAAAAUCCAUAUGGGAGCAUUUAUAGAGCCUCAGAAAUGGUGAAGACUCUUUCUUCAAUUUGGCAAUCACGUAAAAAACCCGGUCAUAAGGUGUACGUAAACGUGGGCGUAAUUAGCGAUGGUUCUCUUGGAACAAGUAAAGGUUAUCCAUGUGUACUACCAGUGAUUUUUGAAGGAGAUAGUUGGUCUGUGAAUAAAUAUUUCGAACGAGAUUCAUUCUUACUCCAAGAAAUAAAUAGGAUUAACAAAACGACAAAGGCGCAUAGAGAGAAGUUGAUUCCAUACUGCAAGAAAUUCUUGGAAGAUAACGUGAUUCAGCAAAACUUGAUGGCAACUGAAGAAGAAGCGACUACUAUUUCGAUUGUGUCGACAAACUUCUAA
Molecule: messenger RNA, 1194 nt
Organism: Amyelois transitella
Lineage: Eukaryota; Metazoa; Arthropoda; Insecta; Lepidoptera; Pyralidae
Exons: 6
Coding region: 1-1194 (397 amino acids)
Molecular function (GO): oxidoreductase activity, acting on the CH-OH group of donors, NAD or NADP as acceptor
Source: RefSeq, a predicted model, not a curated record